Molecule: messenger RNA, 1299 nt
Organism: Vigna radiata var. radiata (mung bean)
Lineage: Eukaryota; Viridiplantae; Streptophyta; Magnoliopsida; Fabales; Fabaceae
Exons: 1
Coding region: 1-1299 (432 amino acids)
Source: RefSeq, a predicted model, not a curated record
AUGGAGGAUUGGGAAGAGGAGCGUGAAACUGUGAAGGCCGAUAUUAGCCAACUAAAGGAUCAAGUCGGUCAAAUUUUAGAAGCUUUGAAAGCCAUGAAAACUGCAGGAGAUACUUCGUCUGCAAAGGCCGAGGAUAAUACUCACCCUCCAAUACAUAACGCUGUGGGCACACAAUUCACGUUUCCAAUGUAUGGUUUACCACCAGGUUACACACCGCCCAUUGGAGAUCAGUCAGAAGAGCCUCCUUUGACACUUCCCAUAACUAAUAGCAUAAUUCCCACAAGUACCCAAGGGCCUAUCAUUGCAACCGAGGCAAAGACAAUUGAGGCAUCCAAGCCUCUCCACACCGUUAUCGCACAAGAAACUCCCUUGCAUGCAAAGGUAGAAGGAACAAAAGAUAAACUCGAUAUUUUAGAAGACAGACUGAGGGCCAUAGAAGGGUUUGAAAGCUACGGGUUUGGUGACGUGGCAAGGUUGAGUCUGGCCCCAGGAGUGACAAUUCCACACAAGUUCAAGGUGCCUAAAUUCGAGAAGUACAAGGGUAACACAUGCCCGAAGAAUCAUUUGACCAUGUAUUGUCGAAAAAUGGCUGCUUAUGCUCAUGACGACAAAUUACUUAUUCAUCUCUUUCAAGAUAGCUUGGCUGAUGCAGCAUUGAGUUGGUACACGCAUUUGAAUUCCUCUCAUAUCCAUUCUUGGGAAAAUCUGGCGGACGCCUUUAUAAGGCAAUACAAAUACAACAUACAUGAUGCGCCAGACCGAUUACAAUUACACCACAUGACAAAGAAAGAGGAAGAGUCUUUCAAGGAAUAUGCGCAACGAUGGAGAGAGUUGGCAGCGCAGGUUGAGCCACCUCUAUAUGACAAGGAGAUGGUUGCAAUGUUUGUGAGCACACUACAACCACCAUUUUAUGAGCAUAUGAUUGGAAACGUGUCUUCCAAUUUCGCUGAUAUCAUCAUCAUAGGCGAGAGGAUUGAGAUCGGAUUGAAAAGUGGCAAAAUUACGUCUCAAGCUAUCACUCCGAAGAAAUCUAUUUUUAAUGUGGGGAAAAAGAAAGAAGGGGGAGUGCAUGCGACAUCAUCAGUAUCUCUGUGGAGAGGUCAUGCUCCCACUCAUGGUUAUCCGCCAAGCUCGAGUUACCCUCCCUAUGUGAACAACACCACACCUGGUCCCCAAAUGAAAUAUCGUCAGCCAGGAUAUCAUCAACCCCAGAGGUCUCAAAUAAUGCUUGGAGAGCCAGAGCCGGUUUGGGUCCUGAUCAGAACAUGGGUUAAAGCGCUCACCCCAGGAGGGACCUAG